Messenger RNA from Chroicocephalus ridibundus (black-headed gull), 3781 nucleotides. Its product is annotated as histone-lysine N-methyltransferase SETMAR. Lineage: Eukaryota; Metazoa; Chordata; Aves; Charadriiformes; Laridae. Bases 27 to 917 code for a protein of 296 amino acids. The record is from RefSeq and is a predicted model, not a curated record. Gene Ontology annotation, molecular function: protein binding; zinc ion binding; histone methyltransferase activity. Gene Ontology annotation, cellular component: nucleus. The transcript has 2 exons.
GCGGGGUCCAGGCGGUGGCCGGGGCCAUGGCGGACCUGAGCGGCGGGCAGGAGCCGGUGGCUGUCGGGCUGUGGCCGCACGGGGAGGCCCCGCCGGCCUUUCAGUAUAGCCCAGACAACGUGGCUGGAGCAGACGGAGACAUCGACCCCACUGAAAUCACCUUUCCAGGAUGUUCUUGUCUUACCAGCUCCUGUGUGGUUCACACAUGCUCCUGUCUUUGCCGUGGUGAAAAUUACAACAGUUUGUGCCUCCAGCCCACAGAGAAAGAGGAGGAAUAUGCCAGGCCUGUUUUUGAAUGCAAUUCCAUGUGCCAGUGUGGUGAAUCCUGUCAAAACAGGGUUGUUCAGAGGGGUUUGCAAUUCAGACUUGAGGUAUUCAAGACUGAGAAGAAAGGGUGGGGUGUUCGCACUCUGGAAUUCAUAGCUAAAGGAAGAUUUGUUUGUGAAUACGCUGGUGAAGUUUUAGGCUUUAAUGAGGCACGUAGAAGAAUUCAGGCCCAGACAUCAAAGGCUUCGAACUACAUUAUAGCGGUGAGGGAGCACCUCCAUAGUGGUCGGAUAAUGGAGACUUUUGUUGACCCUACGUACAUCGGUAACGUAGGCAGAUUCCUGAAUCAUUCUUGUGAACCGAAUUUAUUUAUGGUGCCAGUUCGAGUUGACUCAAUGGUGCCUAAACUGGCACUUUUUGCAGCCACUGAUAUUUCUGCUGGAGAGGAACUUUCAUAUGAUUAUUCUGGAAGAUUCCAUAAUUUACCAAUAAGUAAUAGAGAACAAAAAUCUUUAGAGGAAGAUAACAGAUUGAGAAAACCUUGCUACUGUGGUUCCCGCACAUGCGCUUCCUUCUUACCUUGGGACAGCUCCCUCUUUUCCACACCAGAGGCUUGUUCGGGGAGCUCUCCACUGCUUUUCAGUUCCUAAGAAUAUCUUAAAAAUGUCAUUUUCCCUAGUAGUUAAAUAAAAUUCUGAUUGUGUAUUCCACCAAGGAAGCACGUGUGGUUUUCAGUAACAGCUAGAAGACAAGUUUUGAGAAUAAUUUCAUGCAACAUCCUAGAGACCAUUUUCAAAGUGGAUGGUGUGAUACGAGGGAGCACCAGAGCUUCAAGAUGUUCCAAAACCAGUUUCUUGUUUUCUUCUGCCAGCUUGCUGUAUGAUAAAGCACCUCUCUCAAUCUGUACCUUUCUCAAAGAAUGAACUUGAACGUUGGUACACAGAAAGGACAUGUGAUAACAAUGAGAAACGUCACCAAAAAUUACACAAGAGAAUGAGACCAAGGAAUGUUGAUGUUUGCAAAAAGGGCCUUAGGUUUCUUAAAUCCUAUCAAAAUAAUUUAUUUUAAAAAAAUUACUUGCUAUAAAUUCUUUUGUUCCAUAACACAUAAAUGAAUAAUUAUUGAUGUAAAAAACUUGCCCAGAAAGAUCAGCCUGAAUGCUUUGUCCCUGCCCUGUUUUCCAUCUCCAGUCACAGCUAGCUGCAUGCCGAAACCUGGUUUUAAAUGACUAGUUUGGUUUCAUUACCAUUUAACUUCUGCGUAAACGGCGCAGUACUCUAGGCUCUGAGCCGUAUAAUCAUCCUGUCUUUUUAAAUCGUGCCUAUCUCAAGGCUCAUCUAAUAAGAUUUCUGCAAUAAUAGUAAGCAGCAUGUCCAUGUUACUUUCCAGCACUAUAAUUACACACUCAGGAAGCAAAUUCAGACUCUGUAGUCCAAAGCAGUGUGAUGCUGCUAUUCUGACUUCUGAAAUGGAUUAAAGUAGGAAAUAGAGAAGUACAUCUGAACAACAAAAAAUUUGUCUUUUUACACGGCUGAAAAGCUGGCAGAUACAUGAGCAUUCUUUUCACUUUUUAACUGAUCUGUUUUCACUGUUCCUACAGAACCAGACAGCAUUAAGCAAGGCUUGUCCUUUCCCAGCAGCCAGCGAAGGUCAUUACCUCUUUUCACCGUUCUUGUACAGAUCUAACACGCAUACUCUGCUUUACUGAGCAUCUCCUCACACCAGGGACACACGAGAGCACUUGCCGGAUGGCGGUACAUUCUGCAACUGCACGUCACUUCCUUUCUUGAACGAUCAAAUUAAGGAAGCUUCAAAGAGGCUUGUUUUGAAUUUCCCCCAACUUUGAUAUACAAGACAGAUAAAUUGCAGUGCUACUUUUUACAGUCACUGCAGUAUCAUAUCAGUGGCACAAACCCCUGGGUUAUUUGCUCUGUACAGUUUGAUUUUUAAUUGUAUUCAUUACCUUUGACACACACACACAGUAGCGCAUCUCGGGGGGAUCAGCUGUUGUGCAGACCAUUGGUAACUUUUUUUUUUUUUUCCUAAAUAAAAGACAACUUUGGUUUGGACCUGAAAGAUUAACCUGAUACUGACAUGGGAUAAAGGACAUUUUGCUGCUAUUAUUUUGCUAUUUGCUAAACAAAAUCUUUGUGUUUCCCUAUACCUCCUUGAUAAGCUUCAGUGUUAGCUUUCCCCCAUUUAAUAAAUAUCUCAUGCUUCAAUUGUGAAGAACUGCUGUUGAGAUUUAGAUACAGCUGUGGUUUUAGUUUAAUAUAAAGAUGACCACGUGAUUUUUCUUAGGGUUAAUCAUUAAGUGUCACUUCUGCCAGAGCAAGAGCUUCCAAAGGAUUUCAGCUGCUUGUCAAAAGCAGUUUACAAGCCGAGGGGUCAUUAACUUUAUUCUUUGUCCAACAAAGGGUGUCUGCUUCUACAGAAGAGAAGUUCUCCAGGUCCUGUAACUCAGGAUGCAUGAGAUACCAGAAUUCAGCUUAGGUUACGAGGUCUCUUGUCCUAUUUCAGGGCUUACCUGGUUUUCCUCCCCAAAAGGGCAUUGCGCCAGCCACCUUCAGCCUGCUGGACUGGAGGGGUGGGAGUGGAUGAUCCAAUCUACUUCCUCCUUCCCUCCUGGAAAAAGUGUCAGGACUAGUUUUAUACCAUCUGUAUUCUAUUCCUCAAGAUUAGAUGGGUUUUCAAGAUGACAGCACUGUUUGCUGGCUUCCUGUUAUGAAUAUGUACUUGGCAUGACUUUGAGUAGUUAAGGAAGUGUAGAUUCAAAAAAAAAUAACCCCAGAACACAACCCCCCAAACAGCAUUCGGAAUAUCUAGUCCUUGCAUCACCAGCCUUAAACCAGAGAACACAGACGAGCCUUCUGUCUCUCCGCAAUCCGACCCUUUCAGUCCCAGCCAGCUGAUGCGGCUUCUAGGACAUGAACUGACUAUCAAUUACCUGGUUAGAACAAACUUCCCCAGCAUGGAACAGGAGAGCCUUGUACUGUUGAAAAUAGCCAGCCACGUUAAAGGCCUUGCAAGAACAUGAAAUUCUGUUGUCCUUGAGUUCUAAAGCACGAUGGUAAUUGUUAACAGCCUUUUUCCAUAUAGCACACGCAUUAGACUUUAUAUGCCUGGGGGUGCAGAGCAAAAUCCUACUAAAAAGAAAAAAAAUCCUCUCAUAAGGGACUAAAAAAGAAAACAGACUCUUGUUUCUACCUGCUGAAUUUCUGUUCGCUUUUCCCUCUGUGUUCCUUUGGGCUUCACUGGGUCCCAGUCUGCCCCUUCUCAGUUCAGUGCGCUCGCUCUCCCUGGAUCUCAUCAGACAGCUCAGACUGCGAGCUCCGUGUAAUCCUCCCUCCUUUCUACUCUCAAAGUGCAGUAAUGAUUAGCAAUAUUUCAAUAGUCAAUGCUCACUCAAGCUUGGAGGUUUACUUUCCCAUUGAAAUCUGAUCAGAUUAAUUCAAAGAUGUUUAAUGAAAGAUCUUGUAAUAAAAUACAGUAACCAUUACGCAAACAAAAGCAG